This is a messenger RNA of Peronospora matthiolae, 2475 nucleotides long. The record is from the annotation of a GenBank genome assembly. Lineage: Eukaryota; Oomycota; Peronosporomycetes; Peronosporales; Peronosporaceae.
AUGUCGACUCUCGAUGCCGUCGAAGUGCGUCGAAUUGCGACGCAGUUAGCGGCGCUCAAGCAGCAGCGCAACGAAGCCACUUCACUGGAUGAUGACGAGCCGAUCCGACUGUACCGAUUGACCAACAGCAGCGCUUUUGUGCGCGUCCUGGACGAUUAUCCCGAGCCUAUUUCAUCGGAUAUGCUCGCGACAAUUAGCGCUUUUAUCGCGAAAAAUAAGGAGGAUGGCGAUUGUGAGGAGAUGAAUGCGACUGUAAAGAAUGAAGCAGACGAGAAGACGACGCGUAAGGAACAGCAAGACACUUUAUCGGUCGCAAGUUCGACGUUAGGACGACAGAAGCGCAAGGAGAUCGAUACGGAUAACGAUACCGUUAGAGUAAACGGUGGCGAUAACGUUAGCGAGGACACUAUCGAUAACGCUAAUCGUGACGUUAACGCAGACGUUACGGGAGAUACGACAGUAACCAGCAAUUGCGCGGCAACAGCCGUGGAUCAAGAAGAUGUUGGUGUUACAAAGCCGGAACUGGUUCAAGUCUCAAGGGCAGCGGACAUUGUGCCACCGUGGGAAAAAGCUGCUGCUGUGAAGAAUAUACGGGAUCUGGUGCUGGACCAGAAGGAAGGAAUCAGUGACGUUCUGAAUCAGAAAGUGGCGAUCAACAGGAUGCAAGAGCUGGACUGCAGUCGUAAGGAUGGACCUGUCGCUGCAGAGGUUGGGACCAAAGACCUGGAGUCAGUGGACCAUUCGACGCUGUUUGAACAGUGGCCACAUCAACUCGAGGAACAACGGAAGUUGUGGUUCAUGCCUCGAAUCUCUGGCAGAAAAGCGAGUGUCGUGGGUGUGAAGAAUCAGCCUGUUGUGUAUUGGAUGCACAACACGCUGCGGGUGAUACAGGGAAAUUAUGGACUGGAAGCAGCUAUUAUGCUUUCGCGACGCUUGAGUGCACCGUUGGUGGUUGUCUGUCUUGUGUCGUCUUCUAUCAUCCAUCCGGUCUGCCACGCGACGACAGCGAGCGAUGCGUACGCAAGGUACUCGCUGGUGGAGUUGUAUCAACAGUUCAAGCAAGCUGGGGUGCCGUUCUUUGGUCUAUCAGCUACAGAAAGCGAGAUGUCAGAAGCGUCAGAUGAUUUGCAGUUCUCUCCAAAGCCCCACCCGCUGUAUGAGAUGCUGGAUGCAUUCGAACCACACGUGGUCGUGACAGACGCUAUGUUUGAUUCUCCGAGUAGGAGAGACAUGGUGCACUUGGCUCGUUAUUUAGAGCUGCAUCGUUCUUCUUGCUCGUGGUCUCUUCUGUCAAUGGAUUCAAUGACGUGCUGUCCCGCGUACCAGCUGUCAACGAAGCUGCAGAGCACAUUUGAGCGUGACACUAUGUUCGCGAGUGAAGAGCAAUUUGGAGUCGAGUACGCAUCAUGUCUCGAACUGCGCGAUCAAAUGUACAUCUUCAGUCCUUUGCCUCGUGUUGGCGCACUAGAUCCAGCGGCAGAUAAACGACGAUCGGAAAUGGUAUCUGCAGUGAUGCAACGGCUUCAUCUGGAAGAAAUCAACUGGCAAGUUGUCAAGGCAGAAAACGCGCAGUCCAAUACUCGCAUGCAACGGUUCAGUGAAGGCGAAGGACUCCAGAAGCUGAGCCAGCUGUUGUCGGAUUUGAACAGCCAGCCAGCUAUUCAGACAGAGCUGCACGGUGGGGGUGUCCUGAGUUUGUUACCAUUCAUUCGUCAUGGCACACUGUUCGUUGGCUACGUGUUACGACGCAUGACGGACGCAAUCACUGCAUGCCCAAUCCCGACAACCCCACAAGAACGAAAAGCGCUUGCGAUGCGGAAGGUCAUGCGAUCUCGAGCAGUGAAUCACCUGGCGAAAGAGCGUGAUUAUAUCCUGUAUUUAUCCCUCUGGUCUGCUUCUCGCACGGAGCCAAGCGGGUCGGCUCUACCAGACAUUGCGCUGCUUUCUACAAGCGAGAUCAUCGCAGGACUGAAGAGCUACGCACCUCGACCUUCGGCAUUAGAGGCAUACCGGAAGCUGCUACCUGGUUGGGCUUACAGUGCAGCAAGAAUGGUGGACAACUGUAACAGCCAUACGACGGGCGCAGCCAGCUAUGAUCCGCUUGAACUGGAAAGUGCACGGACAAAUGAUCCCUACUGGAAUGACAUUCAAAAGUCGCUCGUCGAACAGCAGUAUUUGCACCCUCUGUUGAUUGUAUACUGGGCUUACCGAGUAUUCACAUGGAGCGUAUCGUGUCGAGCAGCGGUAGCGACAAUCGAGUCUCUCAUUUCUCAGUGCGCGCUUGGGUCUUGGAGUUCUCCUGAUGCUGUGUUCAUCGUGUGGAAACUACUGUUUCGUCUCGGAUCAAACAGCACGAACACGACCAGCAUCGGUGGUGACGGCAAGACAAGUCCGACUCUGGAGGAUCUCCGGCGAUUCCAGAGCGUUUUAGAAAACGAGCUCGCAUCACAACCAAAGCUGCAGCUGCGUCCGUAG